This is a messenger RNA of Penicillium subrubescens, 294 nucleotides long. RefSeq lists its product as uncharacterized. The coding region runs from base 1 to 294 and encodes 97 amino acids. NCBI's taxonomy places the organism in Eukaryota, Fungi, Ascomycota, Eurotiomycetes, Eurotiales, Aspergillaceae. The record is from RefSeq and is a predicted model, not a curated record. The transcript has 2 exons.
AUGGUCGGUUUGUUUAACUGGCUAUGGACCGCCUUUCUCGACGCUUGUGGUAUUGCGAGAGAAGUAACAGUGGACUAUGGGCUAGUCUCUGACCCAGAGCUCGUGGGCUCUGUGGAUCACUCCAAUGAGGACAUCAACUGGCGUGGGGCUCCAGUCUACCAAGCCACUGGAAGCCCCGGUGACAUAAACCCCCAGAACUGCGAGGGAUGUUUUGUUCGAAGACGGCGACCCUAUAUUGCGGAUGGUAAUUACUGCUUCCGACAAAUGAUAACUGCUUCAGACCAACAGCACUAA